This is a messenger RNA of Didymodactylos carnosus, 483 nucleotides long. NCBI's taxonomy places the organism in Eukaryota, Metazoa, Rotifera, Eurotatoria, Philodinida, Philodinidae. The record is from the annotation of a GenBank genome assembly.
AUGAGAUCCGCAUUUAUAGUAUUACUAUUUAGUAUUAUUUAUUAUUUUUCUGGUCCGACACACGACUAUGGAGACGCAUUAUGGAUAGCAUUUAUGCGUAUACUUGAUCCAUGUGCCGCUGCAGAGGAUACAGGUGUAAAACAUCGAAUUAUAUCUGGAAUUGUAAUACUUUUUGGACUUGUCAUUGUUGCAAUAUUAAUUGGUACAAUAGUCACUUUUAUGGACGAGAAACUAGGUGAAUUAAGAAAAGGACGAACAACAGUUGUUGAACACAAUCAUACAAGAUGGUCACCAUUAAUAUUUAAUAUUAUUAAAGAAUUAAUUAUCGCUAAUGAAAGUCAACGUAAUCCAUCAAUUGCUAUUUUAGCCGACAAAGAGCGUGCUGAAAUGCAAGAUACAAUUAAAGAUAAAGUAAUUAAUUACAAAAAUACAAGAAUUAUUUGUCGAAGUGGUGAUCCGAUGUUGGUAUGUAGAAAGCAAAUG